Bipolaris maydis ATCC 48331 is the source of this 1524-nucleotide messenger RNA. Its product is annotated as aspartic peptidase domain-containing protein. Gene Ontology annotation, molecular function: aspartic-type endopeptidase activity. Gene Ontology annotation, biological process: proteolysis. Lineage: Eukaryota; Fungi; Ascomycota; Dothideomycetes; Pleosporales; Pleosporaceae. The record is from RefSeq and is a predicted model, not a curated record.
ACCCAUCUGCAUCCAUCUGCUUACCCACACAUUUACGCUUUUUGAUACUCUGUUACCAACCUCCAACACACCCACCAUGGCUUCCCUCCAACGCAUCGCGGUCCAGCGCAGCCCUGUAUACAAGCCCAGCGGCACCAAGUCCUACCUCCACGCCAUGAGAAAGUAUGGCUUCCACCCCACCAAGCCCGGUCCAUACCUCCAGGCCAAGCACACUGCUUCUACCACGGGUGGCAGCGGAACCGACACUAAUAAACCUACAACUGGAGGUACCACACCGGCUGCCGGCGACGAUGUUGUGGGCGAGGUCCCUGCCGAGGACGUCCAGAACGAUUCUCUCUAUCUGUGCGAGGUCGGCGUCGGCACCCCUGAGCAAAAACUAUACCUAGACUUUGACACGGGAUCCUCCGAUCUCUGGGUCUGGUCCACGGAGCUGCCACAAAACGUCCUCAGUCAGGCAAACACCCAGAACCAGCAGGUCGCCUUCGAUCCUACCAAAUCGAGCACUUUUAAACGACUCGAAGGCUCCACCUGGAAGAUCUCGUACGGCGAUUCAUCGUCGGCGAGCGGUGACGUUGGCACCGAUGUGCUGGACUUGGGAGGUAUCAAGAUCCAAAACCAGGCUAUCGAGCUUGCGAAGCAGCUCUCGCAGCAGUUUGCCCAGGGCAACGGGAGUGGCCUGCUAGGUCUUGCGUUUGACACCAUCAACACCGUCUCGCCCACCCCGCAAAAGACUCCUGUCGAUAACAUCAUCGCCCAGAACCCAGGCAAGCCGCAGCUCUUUACGGCCUAUCUUGGCAGCUGGCGUGACGCUAAUGAGGCUGACAAGGGCGAGAGCUUCUACACUUUUGGCUACAUCGAACCCGAUGUGCUAAACGCCCUGGGCUCCAACCCCAACUAUACUCCUGUCGAUUCCUCGCAGGGCUUUUGGCAGAUUGAGUCGACCAGUGCCACCAUCAACGGUCAGACUAUCAACCGGAGUGGUAACACCUCUAUCAUGGAUACCGGGACUACCCUCUGCCUCGUCGACGACUCGCUCGUCGAAGCAGUCUACAAAGCCAUCCCCGGCUCCAAGUACGACGAAUCAAACCAGGGCUACUUGUUCCCUGCAAACACCUCGGUUGAUCAGUUGCCGCAGGUGACGUUGGCCAUUGGCAACCAGCAAGUGGAGUUCCAGAAGGAGGAUCUGGGCUUUGCCGACGCCGGCAAUGGCAUGGUGUAUGGUAGUAUUCAGAGCAGGGGUAGCAUGAAUAUGGAUAUUUACGGCGAUGCCGUGCUCAAAGCCAUAUACGCCAUUUUCGAUAUGAACAAUGGACAGCCCAGGUUUGGUUGGCUGCAGAGGAAAGAGAGCAACCAGAACACGGGCGUACCUAGUUAAACUGAUAAACGGGUAUAGGGCACCUAGCGAAGUUUGGAGUAGAGCUUAGGACUAUAAAGUACUAGAGUUAUUACUAGAACACCGAACAGGCUUCUAGUCUGAAGAGUGACCCACCUAAAUGUCCAAACAAUUCUUACCGGUCCGACUUC